Messenger RNA from Helicoverpa zea (corn earworm), 2147 nucleotides. RefSeq lists its product as uncharacterized. Bases 231 to 2027 code for a protein of 598 amino acids. NCBI's taxonomy places the organism in Eukaryota, Metazoa, Arthropoda, Insecta, Lepidoptera, Noctuidae. The transcript has a single exon. The record is from RefSeq and is a predicted model, not a curated record.
CACGUCAUUACAUAAUAUUUAAGGUUAUUAUACCUGCUGACAAUGACAUAGACAGUAGCAAUAGGUGUAGCUAAUCUAAAACAAAAAAAAAGAAACAUCUUUUACCUUUUACUUUUUAUUAUGGUUAUUAUAUUUUUGAGCAACGUUUACUGUGCUGGUAUUCAGUAGGUACCACAUUAAAUAUAUCUGUGUGGGUAUCUUUAUGUGUAAAAGAUACCCACACAGUCAUCAUGGCUUAUAACUUAGCUCCUCGAUUUUCACAACCUCAAAAAUAUUUUACACUUCUUGAUCCUGGAGCAUACCAAAAUGAGAAAGUUGGACUAAAACAGAAUGUCGCUCCGUUUCUAUCGAGGACACCUCGCAACACGCAUACAGGAAGUAAAUUAUGGACCCAGGCUGAUUAUGACCAGACUUUACCAAGAAAUAUUCCAAAUUGUUCAGCAAUGCUUUCAAAGCAACCAAGAUUUCCAUAUGAAGCUUUCAGUGCAGAAGACUUGGCGGAAAUAUUAUGUAAAUGCGGGAUUUUAAGUCCUUGCGAAUGCCCUACUGGACAAGGACAAGAAAAACAAGAGGAAAUUAUUUGUCAAGGGAAAGUUAAGAGACGUUUAUUUAAAGGCCCCACUCCUCGUUCCGUUUUGGGUGACGAAGGUUUGUCGACUCCUUCAAGAAGAGAUCAUGGUUUUAAAAUUACAUCCGAGGGCAAUCAAUUUCGACUGCGGGAUGAAUAUGGAGAUGAAAGUCCACCGUUUUAUGAUGCCAGAGUGAAAGAAUCUACAGCUUAUUACCAAGGUUGCAAAUGGAGUAAGAGAACUUCGAAACGAUGUCAAAAAAGUCUAGAAGUAAGGCCUGGUCCAGCUGAUUAUUCCUUCGAAAGAAAGCCUACUGCAGAUGAAAUAUGUGCAGAGAAAAUUCGCGCUUUUAAAAGAAAAACGACCGCCCAGUUACGUUUUAUGGAUUUGAUUGAAAAAAAAAAUCUAUUAGAUAAUCCACCGGGUCCUACAACAUACGAUCCUAAGUUACCCAAAGGAACAGAACUUCAGAAUACAUUGUCAAAAGAUGAACGGUUUCCAAAGCCAAAAACAGAGGUGAGUCCAGGUCCUGCAGAUCAUAAGCUGCGGAGAGAUUUCGACCCAAUAAAACAUGAUGCACUUUGCCAUGCGACUCUACCUGAACCUCCAUGUUUUGGGUCAAAAACAAAUAGAUUCAAAAUUCAACGUGAAGAAGGACCAAGUCCAGCUUCGUAUGAUGUCAGGUAUAGCGUAUGUAAUUAUCUCCAUUGCAGAACCGCACCCUUCGGUUCAUCUGCCAAGAGAUUCAUAGAUAACAUAGUUGAAGAAAGUGAAGAAAGUGAUAGCCUUGACCUUGCUGAUGAAGAAAUCGAUGAACAGGCGGCAAAACCAUGCAUCAAACCGACAUGGGAAUUUAAGUCGAAAACUAUACGAAUGAAACCAUUAGUCAAAAAACAUGAUGAACCGGGCCCGGCCGAUUUACCUCAAAUUAAAAGACAUGUAGUAAGAUCUCGCGAAACACAGUACAUUGCCCCGUUUUUCAGUUCUGAGGGACGUUUUCAGCCCUGGCAUAACUGGAUACCUGUGCAUGGAGCGCUCGUCGUCCCUGGCCCGGGCUACUACUGUUUAGACAAGCCAAGGUGCAAUAAUGCGGUUAAUCGGGGAUCACUAUCUCGUGCUCAACGUUUUCCAACGAGUUCUUACAAAACUCCAGCGCCAAAUAAAUAUAAAAGGAAAGAUGGUAUUGAAACAGUUUUAAAUACCCACAAUAAAAGAUUAAAAAAUAAUUUAAAAAAUCAAUAUAAACAUCAAUGGGAACCGCCAAAGCCAAAAAAAGUAUUGAGCCUAGAAGAACGUGAACAAACGCUAUUACAGAAAUCAAUCACCUUAUUAGAAUCUAAAACGGAAUUGGUUAAGAAAACGAUUGAAUUGCCAAAAGAGGAGGAAACCAAACCGAAAACGAAACAAAAAAUGUUACGUUCAUUUUUAUAUGCAUAUCCUUUACCUAAGUACCUGUGAUUUAAAGACAGUGGUACUGUUUUCGAUGAUAGAUCCAUCCAACUACAUUUAUUGCUCGUUUAUAUCUUGUUUUGUAGAUGUUUGUUUUUACUUGAAAUAAAAAUUGUAUACUUAAAUAAA